This is a messenger RNA of Selaginella moellendorffii, 700 nucleotides long. Its product is annotated as 17.5 kDa class I heat shock protein-like. Gene Ontology annotation, biological process: protein folding; response to hydrogen peroxide; protein complex oligomerization. The coding region runs from base 176 to 622 and encodes 148 amino acids. The record is from RefSeq and is a predicted model, not a curated record. Lineage: Eukaryota; Viridiplantae; Streptophyta; Lycopodiopsida; Selaginellales; Selaginellaceae. The transcript has a single exon.
GUCAUUUUAAAUUGAUAUAGAAUCUUCUGGAAUAUCACUUUUCUAGAAUAUUCUAGGAUGUAUUGGAACACUCUAGAGUUGUCCAUGGCUCUGUAUAAAUGUGGAGCAGUCUCUUGGCCCGAGCAUCGAUCAAUAGAAAGUCACAAAUUUCUUCUUCGUCUUCUAAGUUCCAGACAUGGCUUUGCAUUUCUAUGGUGGCAAUGGCAGCAGCAUCUUCGAUCCCUUCGAGGAGCUCUCGUCGAUCUUGGCUGGUGGCCACGAGCCGUCGAAGCAGAUGGCCAGGGAUGCGAGCGCCGUCGCCAACACUCGCGUGGAUUGGCUCGAGACGCCCGAAGCGCACGUCUUCAAGGCCGAUCUCCCGGGGCUGAGCAAGGAGGAGGUGAAGAUCAGCAUGGAGGAUGGCCGCACUCUCCAGAUCAGUGGCGAGAGGAAGAAGCACGAGGCACAGAAGAGCGAUAAGUGGCACCGCGUGGAGCGCAGCUAUGGGAGCUUCCUGAGGAAAUUCCGACUGCCCGAGAGCGCCAACGUGAAUGCGAUCAAAGCCCAAGUGGAGAACGGCGUCCUUACCGUCACAGUUCCAAAAAUCCCCAAGCCACAGCCGAGAACCAUCCAAGUAGAGUAGGAAGUGUGAUCUUGUAAAUUAGGGGUCUUGAGAAAGAGAAUGGGAAAAGUCAAAUAAAGAGCCCCCUUUUUUCUUACA